AUGGCUUCUCCAACUCACAAUUGGAGAACUCAAAAGAUUACACUAGUGCUACUUAUUAUUUGUAUUUCAUUUUCCUUUUCAUUUGAAGAAGCUAUAAUAACAUCUCCAAAGAAGUUAGAUUAUCCAGUGGUUGGUCAGCCAGCAGAUUACACCGAAAUCAAGUGUGGAUCAUGUCCGUGUGGAUCUACGUGUGGUGACCAAUCUCCUCCACCUCCACCUCCACCUCCAUCUCCGCCACCACCUUGUGAACCACCAACACCACCACCUCCUCCGCCACCACCUCCUCCACCAUCACCACCUCCUCCUCCUCCCAAGUGCCCUCAAAAUUGUAACCCCUUGCUACCACCACCGCCACCGAGGUUCAUAUAUGUGCCGGUGCCAGGUCAGGUAAACCAACCUAAACCAUAUUGGAUAUAUUAUUACUCUGGAGCUGAAAACAGAGUUGGGAGUUUGCUGGUUUUAGCUUUGGGACUAUUAAUUGCAACAGUAUUUGGAUGA
Messenger RNA from Trifolium pratense (red clover), 498 nucleotides. RefSeq names its product leucine-rich repeat extensin-like protein 3. The record is from RefSeq and is a predicted model, not a curated record. The coding region runs from base 1 to 498 and encodes 165 amino acids. NCBI's taxonomy places the organism in Eukaryota, Viridiplantae, Streptophyta, Magnoliopsida, Fabales, Fabaceae. The transcript has a single exon.